AUGGCUCAGCGUUACCGGCACUACUGUGGUGUUGACCUUUGGGAGAGUCCACGCCGCCAGAACGCCGGCCAUAACAUUGACGGAAUCGACCUGGAUUACCCAUUGGAGCUCCAGAAAGGCCGAGCAGGACCAAUGUCUUGGAGGCGCGUUAUCCCUAAAUUCGUCAAUCGACGAGGGAGAGGAUUGAGGGACAAAGAUUCGGUUGCUACAGUGGAUAUCAUAAAGCUAGGAUGA
This is a messenger RNA of Uncinocarpus reesii 1704, 234 nucleotides long. RefSeq lists its product as uncharacterized. The transcript is spliced from 2 exons. Bases 1 to 234 code for a protein of 77 amino acids. The record is from RefSeq and is a predicted model, not a curated record. Lineage: Eukaryota; Fungi; Ascomycota; Eurotiomycetes; Onygenales; Onygenaceae.